Messenger RNA from Mustela lutreola (European mink), 1683 nucleotides. It is a transcript of the gene TLE5, whose product is annotated as TLE family member 5, transcriptional modulator. Gene Ontology annotation, cellular component: transcription regulator complex; nucleus. Bases 173 to 766 code for a protein of 197 amino acids. The transcript is spliced from 7 exons. The record is from RefSeq and is a predicted model, not a curated record. Gene Ontology annotation, molecular function: transcription corepressor activity; protein binding. Gene Ontology annotation, biological process: regulation of DNA-templated transcription; negative regulation of canonical Wnt signaling pathway. NCBI's taxonomy places the organism in Eukaryota, Metazoa, Chordata, Mammalia, Carnivora, Mustelidae.
CGCCGGGGCCGGGCGCGCGGGGAGGGGGCGCAGGAAGCGGGCGAGGCCGGGCGCGGGAGGCGGCGGCGGCGGCCCCGGGAGCUGCCGAUCGGCGCCGGGACAAAGGCGCGGCCGCCCGGCGCCCCGAGCCUCCCGAGCCGGGGCGCAACCCGCGCCCCCCGCCGCGACUGACAUGAUGUUUCCACAAAGCAGGCAUUCGGGCUCGUCUCACCUACCCCAGCAACUCAAAUUCACCACCUCGGACUCCUGCGACCGCAUCAAAGACGAGUUUCAGCUGCUGCAGGCUCAGUACCACAGCCUCAAGCUGGAAUGUGACAAGCUGGCCAGCGAGAAGUCAGAGAUGCAGCGUCAUUAUGUGAUGUACUAUGAGAUGUCCUACGGCUUGAACAUUGAGAUGCACAAGCAGGCUGAAAUCGUCAAGAGGCUAAAUGGGAUUUGUGCCCAGGUCCUACCCUACCUUUCCCAAGAGCACCAGCAGCAGGUCUUGGGAGCCAUCGAGAGGGCUAAGCAGGUCACCGCUCCUGAGCUGAACUCCAUCAUCCGGCAGCAGCUCCAAGCCCAUCAGCUGUCCCAGCUUCAGGCUCUGGCCUUGCCCCUGACCCCACUGCCCGUGGGGCUGCAGCCGCCCUCGCUGCCCGCGGUCAGCGCUGGCACCGGCCUCCUCUCGCUGUCCGCGCUGGGCUCCCAGGCCCACCUCUCCAAGGAAGACAAGAAUGGGCAUGACGGGGACACCCACCAGGAGGAUGACGGCGAGAAGUCGGAUUAGCGGGGACAGGGAGGGUGGGGGGGACAGAGGGGAGACAGACACGGAGAGAGAGGAAUGUUUAGUGCAAGACACAGUGUAGCUCGGGUUCGGCCGAACGUGGUAGUAUUUAUGGUAGCCGCCUGCUGGGGUCCUAGCCCUGCCCGCGCCACCCCUAGCUUCGCUCACACCCCCAGCUCCCGGCCUCCCCGACUCCUUUCUCCUCUCCGCCCUCCCUCAUCCUCCUUCCCUGCAGCCUGAGUGGGCGAAUGCCCGCUCAUUCCACGCAGGAGGCCAGCUGAGGCCUGGAGGCACAAAUGGGAGGCCAGGUCAGAAGACAGCAAAGCCUCAAGAAGCCCAGCACCUCUGCACAGCCCUGUUCCGCAAACGUGCACCUGACCGCAGGGCCGCCAGGCCCCUCAGGGCACACGCCCCCCAGCCUCCCACCCUGGCACUGCAUGCAAACACCACUGCUAGCUGCCCCCUCCCGCCCCGCACCCCACGCCCCUCCCCACUCACCUCCUCCGCUAGUUCCAGAGCCCACGCCCACCUGUCCUCUCCCAGAGUGGGGGCGGAGACAGUGAGCCUAGCCAGGAGCAGGGGUGGGGGUGGCGGGCGUCCCAGAAUUCCCUUUCUCCCCUCCCCGAAUAAAGAUGAGGGUACUCAAGUUGUCUUGGUUUUUAUUUUAUUUUUUUUUCUCCUUUUUCCAGUAUACUAGCUUGUCUUUUAAGAAAAGGGAUAUUAAAAAAAAAAAGAAAAAAAAGACAGAAAAAUGUUUAAAAAAAAAAAAAACAAGCAACACCCACACCUGUGUCUGUAUAUAGCCUCUUAGACUGUCAGCUUUUGUUGUGUUCAGUCGUUUGAUCGCUGCGGAGAGAAGGCAGAAUGCUGUAUGGAGGGUGGGCUUAGCUGUGCCUUUCAAAUAAAGAUGUGAGAAGGUU